UUGGAGCGUGGUGAAAGUGGCUGCCUGCUGCAGAGAGGGAAAACGCACCACGGCUCCAGCGCUAUGAAAAACAAGUAUAGACGCAAAUCAUACCGAUUUUUCUCACUUGAAUACAUGGAUGCUCAGAGAAGAAAUCAUAUAAUCCCAUGUUCCACAGAAUGGAAACCGUCACAUUUCCGUCCAUAAUGAAGAACACUUUUCCUCGAGAAAUUCAAGGAAAGCGACCCUGCUGCUUUGUGCAAAGGCGCCGGUCUCAUCUGAUGAAUGGGUGAAAAACACCACGCUUCAUUGUGUAAACGAGACUGGUUUGAGUGAUAGGAACCCCUACCAACUCGCCCUUCCAUUUCCACAAUUGACAGCUGCUCAUUGAUUUCCACCGAAUUCCAUUUGGGAUGCUUUGGAGCUGUUUUUCUGUUAAGGACUGAAGAAAAGGACUGCGUGGAAAUUAUGGGUGAAGUUCAGGACGUCAAUGCGAAGAAGGUCUUCGUUGCUCCAGCUAUCAAGUCUUUUGAACAUUACGACUUCCCUCGAGCCAAAAUUUGUUGCAGCUUCUCAUGGCUUCUGUCCAAAGCAUAUGGGAGAGACAGCAUUCCAGCAGACUUGAAAGAGCCCUUCUACACAGACCAGUAUGAGCAGGAGCAUCUUAAGCCUCCUGUAGCCAGUCUCUUGCUGUCUGCUGACCUCUACUGCCGGGCCGCCAGCCUCAUCUUGAAGACCAAUCCUGCUGAGCCUCUAUUGGGCCACGAUGCCGUCAUUCAGUCUCUUACUGAGCGAGGUCUCUUUGUCACUGACCAUGAUAGACUUGUCAUGGAGAAGGACCUUCAAAAGAGGCCUCUUCAAAUGAGUGCCCAUCUGGCAAUGAUUGACUCUCUGAUGAUGGCAUACUCAGUGGACACUUUGAUUGUGGAGAAGGUGAUGGCCAGCAUUCGUCAAUAUUCAUCCUGCUACUCUGAAGAGGAAAUGCCAUCCGACUCAGAGGGCGCAGUUACCACCUGGAUCAACAAGAUUAACGAGUAUCUGAAAGACAUUGUGGCUCAGGAGGAGAAGAAAAAGAAAGUGACACAGAGUGCAGAGACUGCAGAAAGUCCGCGGUCUCCAACCAAGUGGUACAUGAAGCUUGUGCCUGCCCGCUACCGGAAAGAGCAGAGCAGCAGUCAGACGAUUCCCUGGAUUCUCCCAGUAGACAACCUGCUGAAGGACAGCAUAGAUGGAUCAGCACUAGGUGCUCUGCUGCACUUCUAUUGCCCCCAGCUGCUUCCUAUUGAUGAUGUGUGUCUGAAGCCGAACAUGACAUUGGCGGAUCGUCUCUCCAACUUGCAACUCAUUCAGGGUUUCUGCAGAGACAACCUGGAAGGCUGCUGUCACUUCAGUUUGGAAGAUAUGCUCUAUGCCUCUUCCACCCUUAAGAAUAACUACUUGGCAUUCAUGGCAGAGCUUUUUUGGUGGUUUGAGGAGGCCAAGCCCUCUUUUGUGAAACCGAAAAUUAAACGUUUGGACACUGAAACCACAGAGUUCUCAUCCUUGUUAAAAGAUAUCCCAGCUGUCCCAAUCUCUAAAGCAACUAAGAGAAGCUUCAUGGAAAGAUCCCCCAGUCCUGAAAGACCAAGUUUGCCCCUGCGACCCCAGCCAAGAAAAACAGCUGAGAUCAAGAAAUCAACCUCGAUGUCCUUUGUUGAUAGCAACCUUCGUACAUGGCCUAAAGAAAAGAGAUCUGGGCCUUAUGGACUGUCCUUUGACAUUUCCUUGGAAAAAGAAGACGCUUCUUCUUCAACUCAUUCCGCCACACGUGGUAUGGUGAGGUCGGUCAGCACUGAUGACGGUUCAGGCUUUAAGGUUCACAACCUUCCUCACGGAAUGAAGCGGAACCUUUCCUUCCAACCGGUCAAUGGCAAAAGCCUUGGGAUCGAAGAGGAAGGUUGCCCUGACAGUCUUGCUGGAAUGGAACCAGAGAGGCGUACCUAUCCUAGCAGAUCCAGUAGAGUUACCAUAACUCCCUCCAUAGACGAAGCCCUCCAGAUUAUUCAUAGUCCAACUAGGCCCCCCGUGGAAGGUAUAAACAAUGGUUUCUUCCUACACAGUCCGGAAAUUGGAACUGGCCUUGGUAGCUUGGAGCCCUUGUCUGAGUUAGAGUCCAAAGAACCGUUGAGCCAAUCAGACAAUACAGAGUUUGACACUGGUAUUCACAUUCAUACAGAGGACAUGCUGGAUGAGGAUUCAUCACUGAAAGACUGCUCAGUAAACAUGGACCUUGAUAUGGAUACACCCAGCCCUUGCCCAAGCAGUCACAGCAAAUCACCCUCAGCACUAAGAAUGACCAACUUUGCUGAGCAAAAAAUGAAGAAGAUCACUCCGUCAGCACCAGAUUCAGGGCGAGAGAGUAUCAACUCCCUUAAAACUACGCCAGAGGGUUCAGAUUUUGGUCUACCAUUAUCUGUUUCAUGGGCUCCAACUCCAGAACAUAGCCCUGACAUCCCUCGUAAGGUGUCACCUGUCCAGCUCCCACACAAUGACCCUGCUCAGGUCAUGGCAACUGAAAUGGUUGAGCUCAGGAUGCGUUUAGAGGAGAAACGGAAAGCCAUUGAAGCGCAGAAAAAAAAAGUGGAGGCAGCUUUUACACGUCACCGUCAAAAGGUGGGCCACUCUGCCUUCCUUAAUGUGGUGAAGCGGAAAGGGGAUGGAGCUGCGAGUGGAACAGAGGAAGGAGGGAAAUUUAAGGGUGAAGGCCAGGAUCUAAGUCCUACCAUUAGGGGUGAUCGAAGCAAUGCAGACACACCUGAUGGGGCGGAACAAAGUAGCACAAGCUCCUGUUGGCAAAGGUCCCCUGGUAGAGGUGAAGAGUGUGGUCAAGGUCACACCCAGCUAACUGAAGCGGAUCUCACCGAGUAUACACGGUCCAUAGAGAAGCUCAAUCAUUCUUUAGCCUUUCUCCAGACUGAGAUGCAAAGGCUAGCUCAGCAGCAGGAAGUCAUCAUGGCCAUGAGGGAGCAGCAACAUCAGCAGGCAUGGGUCAUACGUCCCUCUCAGGCAAACCCCUCGCCGCAAAAAUACGGUAGAGGCAGCAAUGUUACUCGAUCCUCAGGGCCUUCUUCCCCGGUGGAUUCCCCUCGCUCGGUGCACCGCUCUCCAACCAGCAUAAAGCGAAAAUCUGCCUCUUUCCACUCACGUAAUCCUCGCACUGCUCGCCCUAAUGAGCUCAAGUUGGCCCCUUACAAUCGCAUCCUCAAUGCUCCUCAGUCUGUGGAUAGUAUCCCCAGGCUGCGACGCUUUUCUCCCCGUUUGCCUACUGACAGCUCCUUUGUUUACAUGAGUGAGAAGCCUACAUCCGCCAGCCCUGAGCCAGUCGAGAAGCAGACAGACACCCUCCUCUCCCCAGAGAAAGAGCUUAGUGGUAUUUGUGCAUCUCCUCCUAGAUUACUCAAUGAAGAGCAAACACUCAUGGACUCAAAUACUAAAAUUGAGGAGUCAGAGGUUCCCAGCCAAACAAACAUCAAUGAUGUAGAAAAUGUAGGAGUACAUCCCGAACCUGCUCAGUCGACAUUUGCUGAGGUUUUGGCCCACCCAGUAGUUGAGACCUUCACAGUAACCCCCACAGAGAUCCCCACACUGCUUGAAGUGAAAGGCAACCUAAUUGAGGUUCCACUAUCAGUUGUGAAGCCACUGAAGGACCUGACACUAGAUGACGGCUUGGAAAUAGAACUCAGAGCUGUUGAAGGCCAGGAAGAUGAACAAAAAAUGCAUUGCGGUUUCUUCUUCAAGGAGGAUGGAAAGGCAGAGGAGAACAUGGCUCAGAAGAGGGCUGCACUGCUGGAGAAGAGGAUGAGGAGGGAGAAGGAAAACCAGCAGAGAAAGUUGCAACAGGAGGCAGAGUUGGAGCAAAAGAAAGAGGAGGCUCGUUUAAAAGCAGAGGAGGAGCGUAUCCGAAAGGAGGAAGAUAAGGCCAGAAAGGAGUUCAUCAAGCUUGAGUAUCUUAGGAGGAAACAGCUGAAACUAAUGGAGGAUAUGGACACGGUCAUUAAAUCUCGACCAGCUACUACCAGCACAAAACAAAGACGUGGUCGGCCUAGGUCCAUCCGUCGCGACAGCAUCGACUCUCCAAAAACUCCUGUCCGAGCUGCCACAGUCUCCAGUUUGUCCCUGGCAUCCCUCAAUUUAGGAGACGGAGAUAGCGCAGACUCCGACAAGAGAGCACAAAGAAGUGCUAGUUUAGCCUCUGGCAGUCUCUUCUACUUUCUGAGCUCUCCUAAACUGAGAAGGAGAAGGCCAGACUCAGCAGAUGGCUUCCUUUCCCCGAGCCGCACCAGCAGUAAGAAUGGAGAGAAAGACUGGGAAAAUGGAUCCACAACCUCUUCUGUUACUUCAAUCACAGAGUACACAGGGCCAAAGCUCUACAAGGAGCCAAGUGCCAAAUCAAACAAGUAUAUCAUCCAGAACGCACUGGCUCACUGCUGCCUUGCCGGUAAAGUCAACGAAGCACAGAAGAACAAGAUCCUGGAGGAAAUGGAGAAAUCAGAGGCCAACAACUUCCUGGUUUUGUUCCGAGAUGCUGGCUGUCAGUUCCGCUCGCUCUACACUUACUGCCCUGAGAGUGAAGAGAUCAACAAGCUCACAGGCAUUGGCCCCAAGAACAUCACACGCAAGAUGAUUGACGGCCUGUACAAGUACAACUCUGACAAGAAGCAGUUCAGCCUGAUACCAGCUAAGACCAUGUCAGCCAGCGUGGAUGCGGUGACCAUCCACAGCCAUUUGUGGCAAACCAAGAAGCCAGCCACCCCUAAAAAAGUAGUGCCUGCACCCCAAUCCUGAUGGAAGUUGAAAAUGACCAUUUUAGUUUGCACUUUUAUAGUUUGUUUUCAUGGCGUUUGAAAUAUGUCCAUUGCCAGUUAGUCAAACAAGUUUUCCAUUUUUGUUUUGUCAGAUUUUCAUCUCUACAGUUCUCAAUUCUCUGUUACAAAAUGGCAAACAACUGGAAUGUAAGCCACUGAUAAAUAAUGAUGUAAAUUUCUUACCUACUAUUAAACACAAGUCGUGUAGGAUAUGAAGGCAUGUGUGAGUACUGAUUUUAUUUCCUUUGUGCCAAAAUAUGUGAGUACUGUUUUUAUUUCUUUUGUGCCAAAAGUU
Molecule: messenger RNA, 5118 nt
Organism: Corythoichthys intestinalis (scribbled pipefish)
Lineage: Eukaryota; Metazoa; Chordata; Actinopteri; Syngnathiformes; Syngnathidae
Gene: camsap2a
Product: calmodulin regulated spectrin-associated protein family, member 2a
Exons: 19
Coding region: 448-4803 (1451 amino acids)
Biological process (GO): neuron projection development; negative regulation of microtubule depolymerization; cytoplasmic microtubule organization
Cellular component (GO): microtubule minus-end
Molecular function (GO): microtubule minus-end binding; spectrin binding; calmodulin binding
Source: RefSeq, a predicted model, not a curated record